This is a messenger RNA of Candidozyma haemuli, 1920 nucleotides long. RefSeq lists its product as uncharacterized. Bases 1 to 1920 code for a protein of 639 amino acids. The transcript has a single exon. The record is from RefSeq and is a predicted model, not a curated record. Lineage: Eukaryota; Fungi; Ascomycota; Pichiomycetes; Serinales; Metschnikowiaceae.
AUGAGUGUCGCCUCAGCUGAGUGGAAACCAGUCCUCGCUGCUAAAUCUGAGGCUUCUGACCACACAGUGUCUGACGUUUUAACCAGUGAGCUUCUUAGAGAGAACCCAUACUCCAGAAGACCCAAGAAGGAUUCUUCCACUUCCCAAUCGCCUCACGAAAGACUCGAGGUUCAAACUGACUCCUCCAGACUGUCUCUGAUUCCAGCUUCUGACCACUACUAUAAGACCCAGAGCAUGGAGGGAGACCAGACUGUCCAGGCAAGACCUUCAAUGAAGGAUAAACAGCUUCCACAGAGCCCAUCUCAGGGAAGCACGAAUAUGAUAGACAGACGUACGCAUCUUCAGCUUCACAGUGGGCCUCUUCAUCAAGUGCCUGAGAGGUUCUCCCAGUAUAUAGCUGAUGCGCCUAAGCCUACCAGGUCUCAGCACUCUUCCAGUCUUUAUAGUGACAGAAGGGAUAUUUCAGACUCCAUGGGCUCGCAAGCUACGAUUUUUUCCACAAGACAGGAUCUGUUGAACCAUAGAUCAAAGUCAAAGCUUAGAAAUAGAGCUGGUUUACGCCGUAAACCUACCAAGGCAGGCCCAGACUAUGGCCAGACGCCUUCUCAGGGUCUUUUCAGAAGAAAAGCUCUUCGGUCUAAUGAAGGUUCCAUGAGCUAUAGACUUAAGCUUCGGUUGAGGAAAAUGGUUGCAAAAUUGAAGGCCAUGAAGCACUGGCCAAGAAGAAUACAUGCAUUUGUUACCAAGAAGAAGGCUACGCAAAGAGCUACGAUGAAUAGGUCUGGUUCAAGCAAACGCAAGAACUCCAACCCCGUUUCUCGUCCAGCAGUGAUUUCUGCUCCUCUCAAGAACCCAUACUUGGGCAGUGAACAAGGUGCUGCUAAGGUUGAAGGACUCACUGAUGAACUUAAACACAUGGCUGGCCAUGAAGUUCACGAAUCCACUGCAACCAGAGCUCCUGCUCCACCUGCUGCACCUGCUGUUCCAAUGACGGCAAUCUCAUCUCAACCUUCAUCGAAACCAAGCAAAGGUGCCGAUGGUAAAUGGUCGCAUCUUUCUAAGUUCAUUAACGAACAGCAGGAGCUCAGCAGUCCAGUUCUGAGCAAGCCUUACACUUCUAGUGCUGCAUUUUCAGAUCCUAAUGCUCCUCAACCUCCUCCACACACUGUGUCUGCUUCUCUUGAGAACCAGCGGAUCCAGGCUCUUUGGAGACGCUACUUGUCGAACGUUCUUGCCCAGAGAAUCCAGUUACGUCAGGAAAUCACCAUGUUCCAAGCCCUUAUGGCUGGCCAAAGCGUUCCUUCGAUGUUGAAGGGCACUCCUGAAGUAGCUCUGUCUUAUAACGCUAGCAUUGUCAAGGGAGGAAGUGACAGAGGUACCAACUCCUCUCAUCUUGGCGAACCAGUCUCCAGGGCUCAGUCAGCAGCUUCUGGAAAAGUACUUGCCCAGACCAUUGCUGAAUCAGAAAAUGCUGAUGACGACGAUAUGGUUUCUCUCGUCUCCGUGUCUGAUUCCAUCUUGUCUGAUAACGACGUCGUCUCUUUGCCUGAAGAGGUCUCAGAUUGGGAAGAAGACCCUACUGUCGAGAAGCUUCAUCAAACACUCAAUCGUCGUUCUGUCCUUGGUGAGAUGUUGGACUACGAGUCGGAUGACGCUUCUCUGGCGUCUGGUUCUUCAGUUUACCUGGGUCUGUGUGCUCAAUCAGUAACAGAGUCUGCCAUAGUCAAGCGUUAUGGUACUCUUCGGCGCAAGAAGUCCACUGCUGCAAAUACGCCUGGACCAGCUAGUCCUGUUCCAAUGACGCCUCCACCAGCAACACCAAGCUCAAAGUAUCUGGAUAGUCCUAUGGAACCGGCACUUCAUAUUCCACGUUCAUCUGGAAUUCAUCGUAAUCUUAACUUUGCCUCUUCGGCAAACUAA